UUCCCUCACAUCACAUUUCUCUUUUAUUUCAGCAGGGCGUGUGUGGAAGAGAGAAAGCGAUGAGGAAGCCCAUCAGGCGUUGGAGGAAACCAUUACAUUUCCAGCUGUGGUCGAGAACCUUGGGAAUCAAGACAGGAUAAAGAUGCAGGCGGGAAACGAGGCAGAUCAGGAUUGGGGUGAAACUCUUGGUUGUCUGAACAGCGGUUUCUUUGAUAUCGCAGCCCAUCCUGGAAAACAUAAAGGAGGAAGAAGGAACGAUUGCCCGGCGUAUUCGGAAAGCUUUAACGAUGCGCCAGGCCUUCAAAUGCGUUGGAAAACCCAGACAGGAGACAAACCGUAUAAAUGCCUGGACUGUGGAAAGAGCUUCAAGCGCAACUCGGAGCUUAUUCGACAUAAAAGGAUCCACACUGGAGAGAAACCUUUCAAAUGCCUGGAGUGUGGGAAAAGCUUCACUCAGAGCAGAAACCUUACUUCACAUCAGAGGAGCCACACGGGAGAGAAGCCUUAUAAAUGCCUGGAGUGUGGAAAGUGUUUCAGCCAGGCCGGGAUUCUGACUUCACAUCAGAGAAGCCACACCGGGGAGAAACCGUACCAGUGCCUGGAGUGUGGAAAGUGCUUCAGUCAGAGCGGGAUCCUUACUGCGCACCAGGGAAUGCACACAGGGCAGAAGCCAUUCAAGUGUCUGGAGUGCGGGAAAAGCUUUCGCCAGCAGAUCCACCUCACCUCCCACGAGAGAACGCACACCGGGGAGAAGCCCUUCAAAUGUCAGCAGUGCGGGAAGAGCUUCCGCCAGCAGAUCCACCUUACUUCCCACGAAAGGACGCACACCGGAGAGAAGCCGUUCAAAUGCCGGGAGUGCGGGAAGAGCUUCAGCCAGAGUUCCCACCUUAUCAGACACGAAAGGAUCCACACCGGGGAGAAGCCAUUUAACUGCCUGCUGUGCGGAAAGAGCUUUGGCCACAGCGCGGAACUGAUUCGGCACGAAAGGACUCACACAGGGGAAAAGCCCUUCAGGUGCCAGGUUUGCGGGAAGAGCUUCAGCCGGAGCUCGGAACUCAUCCGACACGAGAGAACCCACACGGGAGAGAAACCGUUCAAAUGCCUGGAGUGCGGGAAGGAAUUCAGCGACAGCACCAACCUCAUCAGGCACCAAGUCAGCCACACGGGAGAGAGACCGUAUAAGUGUCCGGUGUGUGGCAAGAGCUUCAGCCAGAGCAGGAGCCUGACUUCACACCAGAGAACCCACACAGGGGAGAAGCCGUAUCAGUGCCUCGAGUGCGGGAAGUGCUUCAGCCAGAGCGGGAUCCUUACUGCGCACCAAGGGAUGCACACAGGGCAGAAGCCCUUCAAGUGUCCCGAGUGCGGGAAGAGGUUUCGCCAGCUCAUCCACCUCACCUCCCACAAGCGGAUCCACACCGGGGAGAAGCCCUUCAAAUGCCUGGAGUGCGGCCGGAGCUUUCGCCAGCACAUACACCUCACCUGCCACGAGAGGACGCACACCGGGGAGAAGCCCUUCAAGUGCGUGGAAUGCGGCAAGAGCUUCAGCCACAACUCCAUCCUUAUUUCUCACGUGAGAACCCACACGGGGGACAAACCCUUUAAAUGCCUGGAGUGCGGGAAGAGCUUCACUUGGAGCACUCUCCUUAUUAGACACGAGAGAACCCACACGGCGGAGAAGCCUUUCAAAUGCCAGCAGUGCGGGAAAAGCUUUCGCGAGAGCUCACUGCUCAACAAACACCAGAGAAGCCACACUGGGGAGAAGCCAUUCAAGUGCUUGGAGUGCGGAAAGAACUUCACUUCGAGCACGCUCCUUAUAAGACACCAGCGGGUUCACACAGAGAACCAUUUCAGCGCUUGGGGUUUUGAAAGAGCUUCUUCGGCCAGCGCUCAGAACUUACUAGACACCCAAGAAUUCAAGGAAGAGAUGAUCCACUGCAACGAUGAAAACAGUGGAGCGGUUGUCAUGCAAUAAGCCUUUUUGUCGGGCUCCAGGAAUUAUUCACAUUGUGGGAAUUUAUAUGUACUGCAGCUUCUGCAACAGAUCAAUUCGCAGCUAAUCAGAGGGAGAAAUCAUGAAAACGAUUGUAGCAAAGAAAGAGCUUCUGGAAUUGCAGAGAUUAUAAUGAGUUUUCGCCUGCACAAUCAUGAAAUCUGGCAAUUUUUCCAGGCACUACAGACGUCCUUAUUCCUUGAAGGCGUACAGCAGAGGGAAGAAGGUCUCCUAAUCUUACGUUGUCGUUUUUUUUAAGCGUGUAUAUUUCCUAUUGUGCAAUCUAAGAAAUAAUACUUUCAUGUUAGGCCACCACCAAGCAAACUUCUGUGAUGUAUGAACACUGCUGUGUUCCUCUGCUGCCUGUCGUUGUAUGGAAGUCACUCCCAUAUCUCUGGUCCUUUGUCUUCCACACAUCCCUUUUUUAAAAAUACUGUUUUUGCUAGGUGGUUCUGUGCAUCAUUUGAGGAGCUGGUCACCCUUCAGGUAUAAGAAUGUGUGACAGAAGAGGAGACUUAUUCACCUCUUGCGGGGGAAAUGGCAGGUGGAUGCAUCACCUUUAAGACUAAUAGUUUUACUGUCGGCUGAACUUUUGUCAGGAAAGGCUGACUUGUGGCUGACAUGUGAGGUGGACAUAGAAGGGGUUGCAUGUGCAGACCAAAUCCUAGUCAGCAUGUGUUUUGCUAGAUGUAUCUCAACGGAUAGAAAAAUACCCUUCCGGAAAUUUCUGUCAUGUGACAACAAGAAUAAAAACUGUUUUGGUUAAUUUUUGUUAUGGAAGGCCCCAUAAAUGGAGGGUGAAAAUCCUGAGGGGAAUUUCUGUCAUGUGACAACAAGAAUAAAAACUGUCUUGGUUAAUUUGUGUUAUGAAAGGCCCCAUAAAUGGAGGGUGAAAAUCCUGAGGGGAAUUUCUGUCACGUGACAACAAGAAUAAAAACUGUUUUGGUUAAUUUGUGUUAUGGAAGGCCCCAUAAAUGGAGGGUGAAAAUCCUGAGGGGAAUUUCUGUCAUUUAUAGGGUGAAAUGUCUGGGAGAAUAUGGAUGUAUGGCAACAGUGUCAAUUUUUUUGCAAAAAAUAGCACAAAAACUCUUUCAGCAAAAUUUUGGGCAAAACUAAAAAAGCUCAACAACUUUGGCAAAAAAACAAACACACACCAACAUUAGCAACUUUUGUUUCUGGAUUUUCGCCUUUUGAAAUGUGGAAUCCCUAGUCACGUAACAAAAAGUAUAGAAACUCUCGGUGGCUCUGUCUUAUGGAGAGUAAAAAUCCUGAGAGGAAUUUCUGUCGUGUGACCAAAAAAAAAAAGAAUAGAAGCCAUCUUAUGACUGUGCCCUGGAAGCCUCUAUCAAUGGAGAGGAAAAUCCUGAGGGGAAUUUCUAUCUCAUGAUAAAAAGAAUAAAAACUGUCUUGGGGACUCUCUGUCAUAGAAGGCUGAGAGGAGAAACUGGUCAGAAAGCAAGGCAAAAACCUUAUUGUCUUUCUCCAGCAAUAAGAGAACAGACCUAGGAAAUAUCCACUCCGCUCAGAUAAAACUAAAGUCUUUUGUCAUCUGGUGACCAAACUUUGUAAUGACCCUAUCAACACACAAAAAAUAUCUUUUUACGCCUUCAUAGCAGAGAAGGAGAUUUGACAAAUAUUUGGACAAUCACCCACGUAACUCAGUUUGUAAAUCCCUCUCCUUCUUCUCUCCUUUAACAUAUUUUGGUGUCAGGCAGAUCUCUUUUUUUGUUCUCCCCAAGCCUAUCAAUGUCAUUCGAUAUUAUUUUACCGUAAUGUAACAUAUUUUAUUUUAGUGUCUGGAGAUUGAUGGCAAUUUAGUUAUUGCUUUUUAGCUUUUGUAGGGGGGUGUUGAGUCCUGGAGGGGUUGCGAGUGGCUCCCUUGUGCGUUUUUACGCUGGGUUGAGUUUUAUUGUUGAAAUUGUUGUACCUGCUUGCAUUUAAAAUUUUGUUUUACACUAUUACUGUAUGUUGGCUUGAAAAAAAUGUUAUCGGGCAACUAAUAAGUGGGAAGAAUAAAUAA
Lacerta agilis (Sand lizard) is the source of this 4010-nucleotide messenger RNA. Its product is annotated as zinc finger protein 883-like. The transcript has a single exon. Gene Ontology annotation, cellular component: nucleus. Gene Ontology annotation, biological process: regulation of transcription by RNA polymerase II; central nervous system development. Bases 143 to 1972 code for a protein of 609 amino acids. Lineage: Eukaryota; Metazoa; Chordata; Lepidosauria; Squamata; Lacertidae. The record is from RefSeq and is a predicted model, not a curated record. Gene Ontology annotation, molecular function: RNA polymerase II cis-regulatory region sequence-specific DNA binding; DNA-binding transcription factor activity, RNA polymerase II-specific.